Molecule: messenger RNA, 7191 nt
Organism: Spirometra erinaceieuropaei
Lineage: Eukaryota; Metazoa; Platyhelminthes; Cestoda; Diphyllobothriidea; Diphyllobothriidae
Source: the annotation of a GenBank genome assembly
AUGCAAGCUGUGUGUACUUGCCAAUCCUGUCUGCAUAGAUAUCUACGGGAGUACAAGACGCUCGGCAUUGGUCCACUGCUCGCAGGGACUAACUGUUUAUCCUCUACAACUGCUCCAAGUGAAGACUGCAACCUUGGAGAGACGCUGAGCACGUAUUUGCAGGAGAAGUGAGCGAGUUUUCAGUCACAGUCAUUUAGCUUUAGUCACGGUGUGCCGGAUUCUCUCUGUUCGUUGUCUCUAUAUUGUGGUUUCUUCUGCCACGAAUUAUUUACUCUGACACACAGAAUCCUGAUUAGAAUGUCUGUGGAGAAGCUGGUGUAGGCAGUCACCCUCUGGAAUCGCAAUGGUCGUGGUCGAGCAUAGUUAUGGAUAAGUUCUCUUGGAAUUAAAAUAUUUUUAAAAUUUACUACUUCAAGAGCAGUUGUAACCAAGGUCAAUCUUUAUAUUUAUUCAUACAGGUGCUCGCUGGACUUCUAUCUCGCAUUUUCAAUAACACAUUCUGAGGAAUACCUUUAAAGCCUUCUUUAUUAAUCCUGGUGUUCAUGAAUGUAGGGUUAACACGCGGCUUGUAAAAGCGGUUCACUUCAUUUGCUCUAUUCGUUUGUCCAGUUGUCUGCUAUAAUCCGUAUGCACAUUUACAAACCUUACGUUGGUUUGCUAAAAGCUUGCAUUCAGAAUGUACAUAUUGACGAGCGUGACUCUGCACUAGUUUUCCAGGAAUGGAAUAGAAGUGAUUAAGUUGGCAGAAUAAGGAAAUAUUUUUUUGCCGACUGUUUUGCUCAGCUGUUUAAUUGCGAGCAGUGUACGCAACAGACAGCGCACGCUGAAGUCAGCAUUACAGAGCUUGUCAACAUUAAUUAUAUAGAGACGACAUGAAACUGAUAAUAGGCUGCAAAAACCCACAUUAUUCAGCGGACAAAAUAAAAUAAAUACAAGUUCGUUUAUGGAAACUUCUUCUGAAACUCGCGCUGGUUGCCAGUUGCUCGGAUGACUUCAAAGCCAUUUUAUUGUCCAAAAGUGAAGCGAUCAGCCACGUAACCUUUCUGAAACAGAUCUAUGUGAUAACAUGCCAUUUUGGCAGUUUUAUUUAGUAAGCCUGUCCCUGCCACACCCUCGAGUUUAGUUUGUUAUCCAUUUCAGCAUUCAUCUCGUUUGGCUUGGUUCCUUUCACGACAUCUUUUUGAGCUCUGUUGAUCGACAGUGGCAGUUAGUACCCUUCGACGCAACUUCUGAGUUUCCCGAGGAUAAGUGCCUAUGGCAGGGUAUAGAAUCAGCCAAGGUUCGGUUUACCUGUUCCGUAAGUCAACAGAAAAUUCCCUCUUCCUCAUUUUUCCCUUCAUGUGCGUACAGCUAUCGUGCAACGUAAAAAAAGAAGAGCCAAAAAUACUCCAGCCAAACUCACUUUGGCCUUCUUUACUAGAUGAAAGCAGUUCACCCUGGCGAAAUUGCAAUAAAAGCAUUUUGCAGAGAACGCAUUACUUUGAUUAACCAGCAAAUCUUUGGAUUUUUGGUCACAUUUGGUUAUGCAGUCUUACCUGGUGGACACAAUGCUGUUAGGGGUUAGGGUCAGGGUUAAGGGUAAUGGUCAGGGGUUAGGGGUUAAGGCAACUAUUUCUCAUCCACUCAAAUUACAACCGCGCUUUCCCAGUAGCUUUUCUUUGCAUACGAUUACUUGACCUCGUCGUCUGUGCUUUCCCCAACCCCACAUGUAAAAACCCCUAUUACCGCCUGUCCCGCAUUACAGGCAGCUGGGGUUUGUUCACCUUAUGUGCGGCUUCACAAUCCCAUCUGACCGAAUUUUCAUAUGCUGAUUUUCUCUAAAGACAUGCACACAAGUGCUUUUUGUUAACGCUGGUUAAAUGACAGCGAGUUAAUUUGUCUCAUCUCAAAGUGUGCCUUCUACAUUUGACUUUAUUAGGACUGUGGCAGGAUUUGGACGUCUAUAUCGGCUCUUGCAACAUUUGUACUCUGUGUUGACCCAAUUCAAUGGAGCCGCUUGACACUUUGGUUCAGUCUAGCGGGGCAAACCUGUUCCACAUGCCUCCAAGAGACAGCAAACAGGUCAUUUUCACCUGACAAGAGGGUAGUUCACUAUGGUGCUUGGUAUCCACGAGAAGUUGUACGAGUACGUUUUCAAUAUUUUUUUGAGAAUUUCGUCAAGACUGUUCCGAUCGCAGUUACGAUAAGUACAUGUUUGUGUUUAAGUAAACAUUUGAAUAGAGUCAUAAGUGCAAAGCAUUCUGUAUUUCGUCCGCAUCUAAUAAAGUCAACUGAAAGUAGUUCGUUUCAUUUGGAAAAAUGUUUCCGCAAUUAUGACAGACCAGUCAUGCUUCUAUGCAAGAACCCAUACAGAAGCGAAAAUCCAGCGAAGAACUAGAUCGAUGGAAAUACUGAUUGCAUGAUUUGAGCCCAUUGUUAAUACAAUAAGACAAAAACACUAUUAAGUAGACGAUCCACUAACCUAAAAAUCAAAUGUCCUACUGUCCGAACUGUUUUGAAGAUAGGAAAAGUUUUAAGCACUCUGCAUUACUGACAUGCAAAUUUCAAAACUACCUCAUCUCUUAGGUAUAAAUUUCAACGGGAAUUGUGUUUUUCUUUCAAAAAACCGCUGUUACAUGUUGCCAUCUUAUUAAUCAGCGUGCAAGACUUGACGUAAGUCUAGCAUACUAAAGAACAUAAAAUAGCCAUUGUUUUAAUAGCUACUAUUUAUAAAAGUUGUAAUUAUGUCCGCAACUUUUGGAAGGAACUGUCUUUUCUUGUCAUAUGUCAGUAGGUGACGAAUCACAUUAAGCUACAGUCGAACGACGAGGGUGCACUUUCGAUUAGAAAGGACCAUUUGGGUGGGGCUAAUGCACUUGUUUAAAUUCUUUGGCGGCGGUGUUCAGCGUACGCUCCACCAGGACGGCGCAGCAACGGUGAUCUGUGAAUUAGUUUAUAGUGAGGCAGAUUUACGCAACAUUUACAGCAAUUGCUCUUUCCUCAAACACAUUGCUUCGACGGAGAGACAUGAUAAAGUUGACCAGAGGCGAGUUCGGGCAUAGUGGCUUACACGGUUUAACAGUCCAUGCACGUCACCCGGCCCCCACUGUAUAUACCAGACUUUUACGAAAACGUUUCACAUCUCACGCGUGCGAGAGUUCUAUAAAGCCCUAUUAAGUAGCAGCCACUAUGGCCUGAAACUUAGUCCUCCGAUCCCGCCAAAAUGUUUCCAUGAGGGCCGAGUUAUCCUGUUAUGCGGUGAAUCCAGUUUUUAUGAAAGCUCAUACGGCCGAAUAGACCCAUGCGGUGUUUUAAUGUCCUGGAGCAUAGCAACCGGAUGGAGAGUGCCUGACGGGUGUAUGUCAGGUCUUUAGGUAUUGGUUAGUCGGUCUCAGUGCGGUGAAUUCGCAAGUGUUUUAUUAGGCCUUGUGUGACAAGGAAGCGCGGUCGUAAUGGGGGCAGGAUGCGGUUAAACCAACUUUGCCCGUGGCAAAUUCAAUAGUGGUAAUGUUUUGCAGGACGAUAGGAACAUCCUCGCUGGUGAGGCUAGUGGUGGCGGUAGUUGUGAUGUUGAAAAAGUGGCAAGUCAAUCGUAAUGCUAUUGCCUUGGGUUUUCUGGUAUCUAAUGAGGCUGGUCCACGUCCGAAACGUCUGUCGACAGUGUGGACACGAUGGAGGAAGUUAGAUGCCGGCGUCAAUGGUCCAUAGUCCUUGGAUCUUGAGGGUCUCCCUAUUUGCCUUGGCAGCGGCUAUUUGGGUGGUUUCGAAGAUGGCUGCGCUAGUAUACGGCAGUGGGCUAGGGCUGUCGAUCUUUGGGCAGGGUCCUCCCAGAUUCCUGGGUUGAGCUGCAAGUGCUUGAGUGAGGUCUUCUAGGCGGCCCUGUAGAAACGUUUUCGUUCGCCUUGACCGCAACAACUUGUAGCUACGUCGUCGUAGAACAGUCGCAUGGACACACACUCACCAUCCAGCUUCGCGACCUGGCCGCGCCAUCGCAGUCGUAUCUUCCUCAUUAUGGGACGGGUAUUAAGGGCGCCGUUUCUUUCAAGAAUCUUAGUUUCUGGAAUCUUUUCCUGGCAUUUUUUCUUCAGUAUUCUUUGGAGGCACCUAAGAUAAAAAUAUCCGAAUUCUCCUGCCCGGCUUUCAGAGGCAGUUCUCGUCCCAGCCCCGUAGAGCAGCGUAAACAGCGCAACGGUCUUGUACAUCCUCAGUUCUGUGUUGAAUAGGAUAUCGCGACGAUCCCAGCUGAUAUGCUUUAGCCGGCUGAAUGUCCGACUGGCUUUGCAGAUUGGACUUGAAAUUUCGCCACCGAUCUUGAUGUCUCCUGAAAUUUCACCCCCAAACUUGCUAAUUUGCCCACUGCAGUGGGGUGAGUUGCGCUGACAUUGACACUGAUCAUUAUACGACGUAAAUUCGGGAUACAUCACUCACAGCGGGACGCCGGCUCUUUAAUUCGUGACUAUAUGGUCAUUCGCAAAAUCAUACUCGAACAAAUGACGAAUCAAAUAAUGUGACUUUGUUUUAUUGGUUUAUAUUUCCCUUACAAACGAAAAUUUAUUUUAUUGAAAAAACCCGAGGAGCCAGCCUUUCUUAUAUGCUAUUUGUAUUAAUUGUGCCUUCAUGUUUCAAACUCGAAUAAAAAAUAUUUUUAUACGCAAAAGGUUUUUCAUCUUCUGAAGAACUGUGAAUCUGAUAUUCGGUUGCAUAACUUUUACGAAUUCAAAAGUAAACUACAAGCUUUUCGUUAAAAGGAAAUUGUACAGUUCUCUAUGCUUUUGACAAGUUACUACAUAAUGCUCAUGAAACGUUAAUAAGAGAAUAACAUAGGAAACUUUAAUAAACGGCAGAUACGAUGCUGAUCGAGUAAACAUUUCAGUGUCCGAAAAAAUAUAAUAACAAACUCUUUUGAAAUCUUCAGAUAUAUUUUCUUGUUACCAAAAGCAUAAGGGAGGGAUGAUUUGUUUCCAGACGCAUGCAAAAAGGCUAUUUUGUGCAAGGUGUGUUUUGGUUCGCCAGUGCACAGAAAAUAAUGAAUCAGAUUCACAUCAUCUAAGUAAACAUUCUCAGGUGGGGUGCUUUUUGCAGAUGGGCAAAAGACAUUUAAAGUCUACAUUUUAGUGUGACUGAAAAAUCUUAAGAUCAUUCCAAAUGACGCACGACAUUAAAACCCCAUUUGUCGGUGGGCUAACUCAUGAAAUGUCGACCGAAAUUCCGAAAUGCGCUUUCGUUUCCAAAAGAUUAACUAAGUAGGGUUGUAAAAUUAGUCAGCCUGCGACAUAAUUCUGUAAUAUUUCAGUUACUCCUAGAUGCCGGCUUUUAAAUGAACUUCCUUGGGGCUGCAUGUCAAAACUCCACUUCGUAAAAAAUGACUACCUAAGUAGUAUGAAUUUCUCUCAUGGAUUUUCGAUGGCCCUCAAAGUCCAAUUAUAUUUCACGGAAAAAAUGCAUAAAAAUAUUCAUUCUUUUACUUAUUCGGCAGAAAAUUACGUUUUCUUCUAAUUUAAUGCUCGAAGAAGUGGUAUAAUUCGGUUUUCAAAAACUUUUCCAAGUUCCGAAUACUUGUGAACCUGCUCUACAAUUACACUUGGAUUCAUGGUUUAAAACUACAAGCCGUGUACUUUCCGCGUACGGAAAACCACACAUUACUCUACUGCAAUAAAAGGGACUCUAUAGGGUUCAUAAAAUGUAGCGCUGUAUUUGAUCCAUAUUGUAAACUUUACGAGCCACAUUGUUAAAUGCAGAUACAUGACGUUUUAUGAACGGUCAUUCACGGUAUUUAAAAUUCUCACAAUGAGAACCUUUUUUAAAACCGAAUUAUGUCCUUACAUUGAGUAUAAAAUUAGAAGAGGUAAUUAUCUACUGAAUGAGCAAAAGGAUGAAUAUUUUUAUGAAUUUUUUCCGUGAAAUAUAAUUGGACUUUGAGGGCCAUCGAAAAUCCAUGAGAGAAAUUCAUACUACUUAGGUAGUCAUUUUUUACGAAGUGGAGUUUUGACAUGCAGCCGGAAGGAAGUUCAUUUAAAAGCCGGCAUCUAGAAGUAACUGAAAUAUUAUAGAAUUAUGUCGCAGGCUGACUAAUUUUACAACCCUACUUAGUUAAUCUUUUGGAAACGAAAGCGCAUUUCGGAAUUUCGGUCGACAUUUCAUGACUUAGCAUAACUACUGUACGUUAUUCUUUCUAAAAAAAGUCCAAGUUUGGAUUUUCAGCCAAUUUUCCAGGAUUUAUAAAACCCCUUCACUAAAAAACCAGAAACAUUGAAUUUUUUUACUAAACAGUUUUUUCACAAAUGCUUCUACAUUUUAUAAUGUAGAAUUUCAAAUAUUAAUAUGUAUUAUUUUUACAAUAAUAGGGGACUUGAUCAAACUCGUCUUCGGUCGUUGUUUUUUAAUCGUUGACAAAAAUCGUUUUAAGUGCCGCAAAAGUAGUUGGUGUUUGGGGCGGUUGCGUGUGAAAACUUCGCCUACCGAAUUUUUGAUCCCGGCGUGUUCCCAAAAGCUUUUCUAAAAUAUUUAUAAGGGUAUGUGCUCCGAAAUUGUCACUGUUCGUUUUCAGAAACUUGAAACACUGUUUUCCCGGAAUAAAUUUGAACAAGGCCAGGGCGAUGUGACUUGCGGAGUUCAGUGCCGUCACCAAGUGUCGUGACGUCAUUUAACUGCAUACGGUCAUUGCGUACUAACAAGAUAAAAUGCUCAUUUAGAGAGCGACCGAGAGGGAUGAAACAUGAUUGGUAAAUGAAACCCGGACUCUUGGUCUGAUGUGCAGUUGGGCAUGGCGAUGGGGAAGGGGGAGGCAAGUUACUAAAGCAAGCGCGUGUAGGUUACAGUGAAAACCCUCUGAGCGUGAUUAAAUUUGCAACCCGUGGGAGAGCAGUCAGUCAUGAGGGGCAAGUGAAAGGACGGUAGAGGGAAUGGGGCUUCGUCCAUUAUCGAUCCAGACCAUGUCAGGGCGAGGUUAAUCACGUGAUCCAGCCCAGAGAAGUGUUUUAUUCACACGUACUUUUUGACACCUAACUAAAUCGCAUGCUCAAACGACUAACUUGCCGAUGUACUCUUGCUAUUGCUGUCUUUGAUAGCAAUAAGCACGCGUUUUGGAGUUUUUAUGCUGAAGGAAUAUAUUCAAGUUGCAUCACUUUCCUUUCACGUCUUUGGUUAUUUCAGGUUCUUCUUCGCGUACAUCGACGGAUAAUGGAAGACGUCUUUGCAGUUCGACAAAAUUAA